This is a messenger RNA of Perkinsus marinus ATCC 50983, 1086 nucleotides long. RefSeq lists its product as hypothetical. NCBI's taxonomy places the organism in Eukaryota, Perkinsozoa, Perkinsida, Perkinsidae. The transcript has a single exon. The record is from RefSeq and is a predicted model, not a curated record. The coding region runs from base 1 to 1086 and encodes 361 amino acids. Gene Ontology annotation, molecular function: nucleic acid binding; zinc ion binding.
AUGUCUGCUUCUAGCACUGGUAACUUCCACAAGAAGGAUCUGGCCAUAGUCGAGGAAACGGCGAAGGCUGACGCUGAGGAGGCCCAAAUGGGCGCCGAGGCAGCAGCCCUCCAUACUCGACUGGCCCUGGAGCACGCCAAAGACUACAACGAUCUCUGUGACCUUCUGUCUGUGAGGGCUGAAGCUGGCUCUGCGGCCGCCACUACGGCUAUCGGCAACGGUAGUCGUAAGGAGGAGGUUCGCAUCAGCUUGCAGAUGCCCGAACGGUAUAACGGUACGACUGACUUUAGUGCUUGGUUACGUCGGUACGAGAACACUGCCAACGCCGCCGGUUGGAGCUCUGGUACUAAGGCGGCCCGCCUUGGUAUGUACCUCACUGACGAGUACUACGAGAUGUGGGAUCAGUACGCUCCCAAGGUGACCUUCGAGGAGGACAGCCGCAUCAUGUCCCAGAUGCUGGCUCGACGUCCUGCAGACGCUCUCCUGGACAACUUCCACGAUCUUCGUUGGGCACCUGGUACUAAUGUCGGCACCUUCUUGGCGAAGGCGAGGCGCAUGCUCACUGAGUACAAUAAGAAGCUUACUGAUGAGAAGAAGCUAUCCGAUGGUUCUCUAGACCAGAUGAUUCUCAACAAGCUCAUCGCGCUCGCCCCAGCCGCGGCUAAAGCGGAGCUGAGAAGACGCCAGCCUUCGAAAAUCGAAGAGAUGGUCGACAUUAUCAGUGACUAUACACCUGCCAUGGAGAUGACUUCGGCUUCCAGCCCCGCUCUGCAACAGGUGGAAGCCAAGCUCCAGAAGGUCUUGGCAGCGGUGACUACACAGACCCCCAAUACUAAUGCCACCAUCCAACAGAUGGUCGAGAAGAUCCAAGAUUUAGAGAAACGACUUGCUGGACAACAACGACCUUCGUUCCGUCGUCCUGGUGUCUGUGGUAUCUGCCGUGGUCCCCAUGCCACGAAGGACUGUGCCCAGAAGAAGUUCUCUACCGGUUGUUAUCUGUGCGGAGGCGACGGACAUUUAGCCCGUAGCUGCCCCACUAGACGAGGUGACGGCUCUAAGGCCGGACCUUCGUCGUCGGGAAACUAA